Molecule: messenger RNA, 2148 nt
Organism: Striga asiatica
Lineage: Eukaryota; Viridiplantae; Streptophyta; Magnoliopsida; Lamiales; Orobanchaceae
Source: the annotation of a GenBank genome assembly
AUGCAGCAGUGUCAUGCCCAAUCCACAUUCAAACAAAUAGCCGACAACCUCAAGAGAUGCGCGGUCCUCAAGGAACUCGAAUCAUGGUACGCCCUUUUCCUCAAGAACAACACCGCCCAAGACUCCUUCUUGAUGAACCAGUACAUCACCGCCUGCUCCGCCUUCCGCGCCCUCGACUCCGCCGUCUUCGCCUUCUCUCGGAUGUCCCAACCCAACGCCUUCGCCUACAACGCCAUCAUCGGCGCCUCCCUCACCUGCUCCCGCCCGCUCGACGCCCUCCGCCACUACAGGGUCAUGCUCAGACAAGGUGUGCCCCCGAGCAGCUACACCUUCCCCGCCGUCGUCAAGAGCUGUCGGGUCUCUUCCGCCUUUGGGCUCGGCCGGUGCGUCCACAGUCAGGCUUUGAAGAACGGGCUGGGCCUACGGAUCCACAUCCAGACCACCUUCAUCGACUUGUACUCAGCCUCCGGCAGUAUUACCGAUGCGCGGAAGGUGUUCGACGAAAUGUCCGAAAGAGAUGGCUUCGUGUGGUCGGCUAUGAUUUCUGCACACGUCUGUGCAGGCGACCUUCGAUCCGCGAGGAGACUGCUUGAAGUCAUUCCCGAGUCUCCCGGCACUGCUGCUGCUGCUUGGAACGUCGUGCUUCAUGGGUAUGCAUUGGCCGGGGACGUGGGGCCCACAGAGGCCGUGUUCAAAGAGAUGCCCGAGAAAGAUGUGAUAUCCUGGACUACCAUGAUCGACUGCUACAGCAAAUGCGGGCUUCACGAACGGGCCCUCAGGCUCUUUGACGAGAUGAGGAGUGGUGCCGGGAUAAGGCCAGACGAGUCGACCAUGGCAACCGUCAUAUCCGCCUGUGCUCAUCUUGGGGCUUUGCAGAGAGGGAUGGAGAUGCAUUUAUAUGCCGCGCGUGAAUAUUUGAAUCUCGACGUGUAUGUUGGGUCGGCAUUGAUCGACAUGUACUCCAAGUGCGGGAUGUUGGAGAGGGCGCUCGUCGUUUUUUUCAAAUUACGGGAAAAGAAUCUCUUCUGCUGGAGCUCGAUUAUCGACGGCCUCGCGCUGCACGGGCGUGCACGUGAGGCGCUGUCGAUGUUUGAAAAGAUAGAGAGGGAUAAAAUUGAGCUGAAUGGUGUCGUGUUCGUGAGCGUUCUCGCGGCCUGUGUGCACGCGGGAUUGGUUGAGGAAGGUAAGAGGAUAUUUGAGAGGAUGACGAACGAAUAUUACAUCCCUUCUGAAAUCGAGCAUUACGGGUGCAUGGUGGACCUUUUAUGCAGAGCUGGGUUACUCGAAGAGGCACUUCUCUUGAUACAAAGCAUGAGGAUGGAGCCCAAUUCUGUAAUUUGGGGUUCCUUGUUGGGUGGCUGCAAGCUUCACAAGAAUUUGGAUAUUGCACGAGUAGCCUUGGAGAGGUUGGUGAUUCUGGAGCCAAGUAACAGUGGUUAUUACAGCCUCUUGGUUAACAUGCAUGCCGAGGCUGGUAGAUGGGGUGAGGUGACGAAGGUUCGGGCGGCCAUCAGGGAACUUGGAGUCGAGAAGGUCUCACCAGGGUCGAGCUGGAUUGAGGUUGGAAGGGAAAUGCAUCAGUUUGCGGCUUGUGAUAAUUAUCACCCUGCAUUGGAACAGAUUUAUGUGGUUUUGGAUAUGUUAGAAUUGCAGCUUAAGCGCUUUGGCUAUGCAGCUGAGUUUGAGUUUUAUGAGGGUGCCAUAUCCGGUUUGCUUUCUCAGAUUCUUUUGCUAGUGUGCAUAAAUAUCUUCCGGAGUCAUUUGAGCAGUUCGGUUUUUAGAAUUUUUACGCCAAGGAUGAAGAAGGCUUCAUCAUUUCCGUUUGUGCACACGAACCCCGAGACUAAUCACGGUGGAAUUUUGAACAGUCUUGUUAGUAAAACAAUAAGGCAGAUGGUGAAGAUGGGAAGCCGUUUUCCGGAUUUGUUUGAUGGAGCAAGAUCUGCAAUGUUUGCAAGCAGGAAGUUUGGAACCAUCAGUUCAUACAUUUGCAUAUACAGAGCACUGUUAAUCUGGACAGCAGGCUGGAGAGUUGAAAUCCAGAGGCUACUGGCUGAGUGGUUAGUCUCUAUGCACCCUUUUUACCUCUGCAAAAAGGGUUUUCAUUUUCAUAGCCUGCAAAACAUCAAACACUACGGCCACAUCUGA